Closterium sp. NIES-67 is the source of this 1139-nucleotide messenger RNA. The record is from the annotation of a GenBank genome assembly. NCBI's taxonomy places the organism in Eukaryota, Viridiplantae, Streptophyta, Zygnematophyceae, Desmidiales, Closteriaceae.
ACAAGUUGUAACACCAGAGUCAGUGUUACAGCCUUGUGAUACUUCAAGACUUGAACAAGGAUCUUUGCUGGAAUGGUAGACUAGUAAGACAGCGGAAGUCUUAGAACUUACAUCGCAUGACUCAGCACUGUGUUUCGGACUCACAAACGCCCCUCACAACUUUCCAAAUGACCAUGAGCCAGAUCUUUAGCCCGCUUGUAGAUAAAUGUGUUAUAGUUAACCUUGAUGACAUCCUGAUUUACAGUGAGACCCGGGCGCAUCACUUAAAGGAUCUCGAAGCAGUUUUCACGCUACUCCGGGAGCACCGGCUGCUCACGAAGGGGUAUGAGUGCAAUUUUUUAGAAUAUCGGUUAGAGUUUUUAGGCCAUGUUAUCUCCACCAAGGGCGUUGAAGUGGAUCCGCGUAAGAUCGAGACAGUGCAGACCUGGCUACCGUCUUCGAACCUACUGCAGCUGCAGAGUUUUUUAGGGUUCGUAAAUUACGUUCAGAGACCAAAUAUGGUGGGGGUAACUGCAUUGUUGACUGAGCUGAUGCGGAAAGGGACUAAGUAUAAAAAGGGGGAGAAGGAGCAAUCUGCCUUCUCUGAGCUCAGUCCCUAUCCUUCGCAUUGCCAAUCCCCACCAUUUAUUCGAAAGCAGACAGGGAAAAAAGGAAUAGGUACAGGGAGAGGGAUAACGUAAAGAGGGAGACUAAUAAGGAGAGGUCCGUCAAGGAGAGACGCGACGACAGUAGAGUUGUUGCGAAGGGAAAAGACGCGACAACGAAUAGAGGUGCGACGACGAACAUAGGUGCGGCGAGGAGACGAGAGGCGGCGACGAACAUAGGUACGGCGAGGGGACGACAGGCGGCGACAAACAUAGGUGCGGUGAGGGAACGAGAGGCGGCGACGAACAUACUAGGUGGAGAAGAGAAUGUGGGUGACGAUGAGAGGUGCAGAGAGGCGAUGCGGUGAAUUGAGGAAACACCGAGCGCCGAGGAGAUGAGGUGUGGCGACGCCCAUCACUGCCGCCACAAGGCACCACUCCCAUCCCUCACCCAUGGGACCUUUCAACUCUCCCAUCCCACACAUUUCCCACCAUUCGCCCAUGCCAUCCUGCACCGAUUCCCCCAGUGGCCCCCAAUCCCCCCUCUAAAGUCAC